UUCCCCUUCCCUCAUUCCCACCCCAAUUUAUUACCUCGCCCCUUCUUAUUUUUUUUUUCGGUAAUAAUAAAAUCAUUUUCAUUUCUGCUGUAUAUUUGGAUAAAUCAAAUGACGAAGGAGAGGGAGAGAGAAAGGGCUACCGCCGGCAGGGAGGCGCACUAUAGAGGCGUACGGAAGCGGCCUUGGGGGCGGUACGCGGCGGAGAUACGCGACCCGGGGAAGAAAAGCCGGGUCUGGCUCGGGACCUUCGACACCGCGGAAGAGGCGGCGCGUGCAUACGACGCGGCGGCGCGGGAGUUCCGUGGGGCGAAGGCCAAGACUAAUUUCCCUCUACCUUUCGACUCUGCCGCCGCCGCCGCCGCCGCGGCGGAGGCGGCGCGCGGCAGCCCCAGCCAGAGCAGCACCGUCGAGUCCUCCAGCGCCGACCGCGGCCCCGUCGAGCUCGAUCUCACGCGCCGCCUCGGCGCGUCCACCGACGUCAGCGGCUUUCUGAAUACCGUCAAUGGGUAUGGCCACGUGUUCCGCCGUCAACCGACUGUUGCGGUCUUGCCUAACGGCCAGCCGGUUUAUUUCUUCGAACCGGCCGUGCAUCCGAUGGCGGCUUUCCGGAUGAACCGGGUCGAUAUCGGCGGUGGCGGCGCGGUGCAGGGAGAAUCGGACACGUCGUCGGUGGUGGAUGAGAAUAAUUUCGAGGGCUCUGAUGGUAAGAGAGGUGUCGGGUUUGAUCUGAAUCUUCCGCCGCCGGUGGAAUCUUGACUGUCUCCGGUCGACCGGAGGAUUAAACGGCGGUUGAAGUGAUUUUGUAAAUAUUAUUGGAAGGGGCUUAGAUUCUAAUUUUUUGCAGCUCGGAGGAAUUUCUCUAGUUGUUACAGUGAUGAUUGUACUAUUGAUUUCGGCAUUAGAUGAAAGAAGACGACGGGAAGUCUUUUGAUUUACUUAAUUUCGAUUACUCCAGAUCCGAUUUCCGAUAUUGAACUUGCCACGUGCGUGGCACGUGGUUUAAAGCCAGAUUAAUUUGAAUGUCUUUUUUAUCGGCCUGUAAUGUAUUGUCAU
This is a messenger RNA of Andrographis paniculata, 1053 nucleotides long. Its product is annotated as ethylene-responsive transcription factor 4-like. The coding region runs from base 109 to 756 and encodes 215 amino acids. Gene Ontology annotation, biological process: regulation of DNA-templated transcription. The record is from RefSeq and is a predicted model, not a curated record. Gene Ontology annotation, molecular function: DNA binding; DNA-binding transcription factor activity. The transcript has a single exon. NCBI's taxonomy places the organism in Eukaryota, Viridiplantae, Streptophyta, Magnoliopsida, Lamiales, Acanthaceae.